GGGGGGGGGUGUCGGUCAUAGCGAACCGACCGUUGAGCGGAUCGCCAGUCUCCGUCCGUCGAACCCGCCGCAGCAUGAACACCGUCACGGACUUCUGAUCGGGACCGGUUUCUCUUGUUCGGAGAACCCCAGAGAACCGUCUCCUCCAGGCGCAGAACCAUUUCCGUCUAACCGUCAUCCAUGAGAUUCUUCAGGCUUACCUUCAAGUGCUUCGUCGACUGCUUUUGAAUCGUCUUUGUCAACGGCUCCUGACCGCGGGUUUGCUUUUGUGACAUUUUUUCUUCCUCCCAUCUCUUGGCCGAGCUGAGGGUCCCCCCCCCCCCCCGCCCCCACCCUCCCCCCAACAAACAAACGUGUGAUAAUCACACACAGAGAAAAGAAACUGCGAUUUUAUUUUAAAUUACACACGUAGAUAGAAAGGGCAGCUGGAGCUCCGGGCACCGGGUUCUAACCACACUGUGAGCCCGCCGGGGCGCGUCGUGAAGCCGGCGCAGCCUCCUCGAGCCGCCCGGGCUUCCACCGGCAGCAGCUGCUUUCUAUUUUAUUUUGAAAAGAUUACGUCAAGUCAACAGUCCGAUUCAUCGCCAGCUGCUGCUCAACAACAAUGUCGCCGGAGUUGGAAGAGAAUAACCAAGGUGAAAUCAGCCUCCCCAGCUGGAGGCAGGAAGCCUGUCGGAGGAGGAGGGCGGCGGGGGGGCGGCACGCCCCCUGGUGUCCGGCCCUGGAGCGGGCCCCGGGUGCGGCGAGGGCGGAGGGGCCGCCCCCCCGCUGACCCAGGACGGGGCCGCGGCGCUGCCGGUGGUGGAGAGGGAGACCUGGACCCGGCAGAUGGACUUCAUCAUGUCCUGCGUGGGCUUCGCCGUGGGGCUGGGCAACGUGUGGCGGUUCCCUUACCUCUGCUACAAGAACGGGGGAGGGGUUUUCCUGAUCCCCUACCUGCUGAUCGUGUUCAUUGGAGGCAUCCCAGUCUUCUUCCUGGAGAUCGCACUGGGGCAGUUUAUGAAGCAGGGAGGGGUCUCGGCCUGGAACAUCGUGCCCCUCUUCAAAGGUCUGGGCCUGGCCUCCAUGGUGAUCGUGUUUUUCUGUAACACCUACUACAUCAUGAUCCUCGUGUGGGGGCUCUACUUUCUCUUCCACUCCUUCACCAACCAGCUGCCCUGGGCCUCCUGCGGACACCCCUGGAACACCCCCAACUGCACGCAGGACUUCCGCCGCGCCUGCCACAACCGCAGCCUGGCCGCGUCGCCCUCCCCAGCCAACCUGCUGUCCUCCCCCCCCCCGCUGAACCUGUCGCUGCUCCAGCUGCUCCUCAACGGGAGCUGCUCGGAGGCCGAGGGCAUGCGCUCCCCGGUCAUCGAGUUCUGGGAACGUAAAGUGCUGCGUCUGUCCGGCGGGCUGCACGAGCCCGGAGACAUCAGCUACGAGCUGGUGCUGUGUCUCAUCGCCACCUGGAUCAUCGUCUACUUCUGCAUGUGGAAAGGAGUGAAGUCCACUGGCAAGGUGGUUUACUUCACGGCUCUGUUCCCCUACCUGGUCCUGGUGGUGCUGUUGGCCCACGGCGUCACGCUGCCCGGCGCUAUAGACGGGAUUGUUUACUACCUGAAACCCGACUGGUCCAAACUCUGGGAAGCACAGGUGUGGAUCGAUGCGGGCACUCAGAUCUUCUUCUCCUACGCCAUCGGACUGGGCGCCCUGACGGCGCUGGGGAGCUACAACCGCUUCCAUAACAACUGUUACCAGGACGCCUUCCUGCUCGCCAUGAUCAACAGCGGGACCAGCUUCUUCGCGGGCUUCGUGGUGUUUUCUGUGCUGGGCUUCAUGGCGGCGGAGCAAGGCGUUGACAUCAGCAAGGUGGCGGAGAGCGGCCCGGGCCUGGCCUUCAUCGCCUACCCGAAGGCCGUGACGCUGAUGCCUCUGGCGCCGCUGUGGGCGGCUCUCUUCUUCUUCAUGCUGCUCAUUCUGGGCCUGGACAGCCAGUUCGUGGGCGUCGAGGGUCUGAUAACAGGAAUCAUGGACAUGCUGCCGCCCAAGUCCGCCCUGGGCUCCCUGCGGCGGGAGGUGGUGGCGGCCAUCUGCUGCUUCCUCUGCUUCCUGAUCGACAUGUCCAUGGUCACCGAGGGGGGGAUGUAUGUCUUCCAGCUGUUUGACUACUACUCUGCCAGCGGCAUCACUCUGCUGUGGCAGGCCUUCUGGGAGUGUGUGGUGAUUGCAUGGGUCUAUGGCGCAGACCGCUUCAUGGACGACGUGGCCCGCAUGAUCGGCUACCAGCCUUUACCCUACAUGAAGUGGUGCUGGUCCUACAUCACGCCGUCCGUCUGCGUGGCCGUGUUCCUGUUCCACGUGGUGAACUACAAGCCGCUGACCUACAACACGACGUACACGUACCCGCUGUGGGGCGAGGCGCUGGGCUGGGCCCUGGCGCUGUCCUCCAUGCUCUGCAUCCCCGUCACCGUGCUCUACAAGCUGCUGCGCUGCAAAGGAUCUCUGCGAGAGCGGUGGCAGCACCUGACCACCCCGGUGUGGGGAAGGCACCACCUGGAGUACCUGGCGCCGGAGAGCGGAGCCAAGCUGCUGCCGCCGGACGGGACCAAGAGCACGCUGUUUGAAAGUGUCAUCUGACGAGCCCCCGCCCCCCCCCCCGCAACCUCGGCACACCUUACACAAAGUACAUGCACAUAGGCGCACACCAAUCACACCACACACACACCUUUUUGUGUUUUAAAGCCCUCGGAUGAACGGACCAAAGAUUAGAUGGGAGAAGAGCUGAAAGACGGCCACACAAUCGCAUCACACCACCACCUGCUUUGUCCAACUCUACCUCGCCGUCCCCCCCCUUGCCGCUCCCCCCCAGCCUCUGUGACGUCCUGUCUCGUUUUGUGAGUUGCGUAGUGGCGAUGUCUUUCCCAUGGCCGCCCGUCAGGCGCUCAUCCGUCCCGACGCGCUGAAUGAGCAAAGAGAUUGAAUGAUGAAUGUCUGCUGCUGAGGUCUCACAGUGUGAAUGUGUGUGUGUAUGUGUGUGUGCGUGUGCGUGCGUGCGUGUUGGACCAGGGAAGUGUCGUCUUCAUCAACAUGUGACAUCUGUAAUCUCUGAAUUCCACCUUCCAUUUGUUAAAAAACAACAAAACCACUAAUAAUGAAAAAGAGACAAAGCCUCGCCGCUUCCAUCUGUGUGUUAUGAAGUAACUUAAGUAUUCAGUGUAUCGUAGGGUCUGUGAAUCAGUGUUAACAAUAAAUCAGAGGGGGAUGAUGAUCAGUAUUUCCACCUGAGGAGAAGGAGAGAGAUGUGAGAUUGGAGAAAAGCAGGAAUGUGAAUGUGGGGAAGGGAAAAGGAGACGUGAUGCAAUAAAAUGACCAGAUAAAGAUGGA
Messenger RNA from Pungitius pungitius (ninespine stickleback), 3366 nucleotides. Its product is annotated as sodium- and chloride-dependent creatine transporter 1. Lineage: Eukaryota; Metazoa; Chordata; Actinopteri; Perciformes; Gasterosteidae. Gene Ontology annotation, cellular component: plasma membrane. Gene Ontology annotation, biological process: sodium ion transmembrane transport. Gene Ontology annotation, molecular function: gamma-aminobutyric acid:sodium:chloride symporter activity. Bases 829 to 2619 code for a protein of 596 amino acids. The transcript is spliced from 14 exons. The record is from RefSeq and is a predicted model, not a curated record.